AUGACUAGCCCGCAGUCCGCCGGCAAAGGCUCCGCUCACGCCGACGUGGGAGGUGCACAGCCUCCCGGAUCCCCGCCUGCCGGGGGCGCCGUCGCACAGGAGCAUUUCGGCUCACCUACCUCGACCACGUCGUCGGCCGCAUCUCGCCGAUCAGAUGGCUCCACGAAAGCAUCUACUACUUCAUCGACAGGUUCACUGAAGGGGUGGCCCACAGAAUCACCGAUCCCGUCGCCGUCGUCGUCCCCACCGAAACCUCUGGCUUACUCAUUUGCCGCACGACGGCCUUGGGUUUUACGCACCUGGAUGUUCCCUUCUAGCUCGGAGGACAACACUGGUUUCCGCGGCCAUGAAAUCAAGUGGCCUCCGCUGGAGGACUUUUUUUUCGACCCCGACGUUGAUGCCCGGGCGGCGCGCCUCGGCGAGUCUGAGUCAACGAUAACCAAGCCGGCUCCCGGAAUCACGUGGCAUUCAGGCGAACCUGUAUGGGUGAGUGAACUUUUUGAUGCGCCGCCAAUCCUAAUCUAUGACAAUGAUUCACUCUGACGUGUCACAGGAGCCGCAAGGACGACUCGUCAAAACCGCUCUCCGCCAGGAGAGCGACCUGUACGAUCCCGCCGAGCUUCCCGAUUUCGUCGUGCUCUCGCGCCAAUCCUUCGGCGCCAAUCCCGAGCUCGCUGCCGCUUGGGCCCACGACCACAUUGACGAUGGGGCAGAUGUUCUUCGAGACUGGGAACAGGUCGCAGCGGUUGGCGUACUGGGUGGCAUGAAGAAAAGCGACGACACCUCCGAAUACGAGUGUGUAUUCCCCGCCACGCGAUUGAAACACCACCUGCGCAUGCUCGCUGCCGAGUCACCGAUCCGCUCCCACACGUUCGGCUUCACGCUCGACGGCUCGAUCUUGACCCUCUACCUUCACACCCCAUCUGGUUUGUUCUACUCGUCCGAUAUCGAAUGCACCGAAGCGAAUGGGCACCUCUCGACGUUCAUCGAGCGCCUUCUCAGCUUGAAUGAUAUUGACCUCGGCAAGAUUGCCUCGCCUGGAGGACCCGACGGCCCGCCGCUGCCAUUCCCGACGGCUGUGCUUCCACCGCGGGUGCCAUCUUUCGCUCGUCACCUCGCCAAAGUACCCACGAUGGGCUCAAUCGAGAUUGAGAAGACGGUCUUUUGCAGUGGAGAGGUCCUCGGCUUGCAGAAAUCCGCUUCACGAGUCCGAGCGAUCCGGGACGAACCAGGCGACAAUCGCGAAUACGCAAUGACGGUGUCGUUCGUGGAAGAAGCGCGCUGCAACGAACACGAUCAGAUCCGGCAGAUGAUUGCCUCGGCAUCACCCCACGAGCGCGAAGGUCUCACAAACUUUGUGGAUGUGCAUCGACAACACUUCACCCUUGUGCCCCACUUCCUCAAAGGCGAUCUGGACGCCGAGGAAUGCGCCGAAAAAACCGGGCUCAAGCCAAGGGCGAUGGAGGUCACUUUUCAGGAGCGCUGCUUCGAGCCCAUCUGGGCCGUCGACUCGAUUGAAGCGCUGACACGAGCAGUGCUGGGAGCGGUCAAAGGUUCGUUGCGAUCCCGCCUGGGUCAAGGUUAUCCCACUCAUGGCGAAACUGAAUAAGUAAAUUCCUCGGUGCAGGUCUGCGCAGCCUUUACCGAAUGCGCAUCCUGCAUCGCGAUGUCUCACCCGGCAAUAUCAUGAUCGGACCCGACGGUGAGGGUGUAUUGAUCGACUACGACCUCGCCAUACUCAUGGACGGCCCUGUUGGAGAAGCUGCGCGUAUGGAACGAGUUGUGAGGCCUCUCCUCGACUCCGCAAUGCUUCGGUGCAAGUCCGCUGAACCAGAGCUUUCUUUUCACUCCUCCACAGGGCACAUUCGCGUUUCGUGCCAGGUAUCUCCUCAAAGCGAGUAGUCGUACACCCCUUCAACCUUGGCACCAGAUCGAGUCGCUCGUCUAUGUCAUUCUCUUCGUCGUUUUCAAUCGGCCCGGGGGGAGUGGCGACUUGAGCGGAAUGCCCGAAGAUGCCAAGCACGUUUGGAAGCUCUGGAACCAGGAUCCGUCGUUGGCCUUUCUCUGCAAGGAGGGGCUCAUCGGAGCCCCAGCGCAUCGACAGGAAUUUUUGAAACCGUAUUUGGAACACUGGGAGGAUCUACCCGAGCUUGUCGCGCUAGUCGCCAACCACUGUGGCCUCGGUUUACCAUCCGCUUUCACACAUGGCGAGGCGGCCGAGGUGUCACACCUUGAGGCGGGCUGGGGCUCAGGUGAGCUUUCUCAUGACCAGCUUGUUGCGGAUUUGGAGAACUUCCGGGAGAAGAUUGUACAGAAGAAACAGGGAAAGUCUCUGGAUCAUUUUGUCAGUGUGUAGAAUUUUCAGUUUUGCAUGCCAUUCACCUGAUCGUGUAUCAAAUUUCGGUUCUCGUUGGGACCCCUGAAGAAGCAAGGCAAAGACACGAGUGGACAAUUUGCGACAUUAUGUGUAAACCAGGCAUGGAGAAUGAGGUUUGUGUGAGAACAUCAUAUCCUCUGGCUCGGUGUGGUCCUCUCAUACUUGGGAGCGAGCAUCGGUCUCUAUUUCUCGGCUAAAAGGCGUCGGUCAGAUCGGUUGAGGCGUCCAAGUACUUGGUGGCGAUCGCGAAUCCGCGAUGACCGCUCUUUCGAAAGGACUUGCUGUGUCGAAUAUGACGAAUCCGUAUGGCUAUCGCGUCGGCGUCACCCGAGGAGCGCGAAGGUCUUACAAAAUUUGUGGAUGUAAAUCAAGCGACUUCGAAUUCGUCGCCUGCUUCCUCUCGGAACUGAAAAAGGUGGGUUCAAGCCGAGGGCGAUGGAGUUGAUUAGGAGCGCUGUUCGAGUGAAUCUGGAGCAUCGAGUCGACUGAGCCGCUCAUUCGAGUCCCUAUUGGGAAGAGGUUGAAGUUGGGUAUUUGCUCACGCUCUGCCCCAUUUCGUCCCAAUCAGGCAAAUUCGAUAUCUGAUGUCGGAUCAGCUUCCUUCCCUCAGGCUUGCGCAAUCUUUCCCGAAUGCGCAUCCUGCGUCGCGAUGUCUCAACCGUAAACAUCAUGGUCCGACCGGAUGGCGAAGACGUGUCUAUCGAUCAUGACCUCGCAGUAUUCAUGGACGGCCUCUCCGGCGAAGAAGCAAGUGCGUAUCGAGGUGUAAGUCCUCUUAUCAUUCCCGAAAGUCUGUUGUUGUUGCAGAAGGGUCUCUGGUUCCUUGGCGUCGAUAGAUGA
Messenger RNA from Microbotryum saponariae, 3217 nucleotides. The record is from the annotation of a GenBank genome assembly. NCBI's taxonomy places the organism in Eukaryota, Fungi, Basidiomycota, Microbotryomycetes, Microbotryales, Microbotryaceae.